This is a messenger RNA of Lodderomyces oxycetoniae, 1011 nucleotides long. RefSeq names its product type I HSP40 co-chaperone (gene HLJ1). The transcript has a single exon. The record is from RefSeq and is a predicted model, not a curated record. The coding region runs from base 1 to 1011 and encodes 336 amino acids. Gene Ontology annotation, cellular component: endoplasmic reticulum membrane. Gene Ontology annotation, biological process: cellular response to misfolded protein. NCBI's taxonomy places the organism in Eukaryota, Fungi, Ascomycota, Pichiomycetes, Serinales, Debaryomycetaceae. Gene Ontology annotation, molecular function: Hsp70 protein binding.
AUGUCUUAUACGAAGGAACAAGAGACUGUGGUUUUGCGAGUACUUUCAUACAAGAGUCACCAAUUUUACGAGAUUUUAGAGGUGAAGAGGACAGCGACUGAGCCCGAAAUUAAAAAAUCAUAUAGAAAAUUAGCGAUAAAAUGCCAUCCUGACAAGAAUCCACACCCGAGAUCUUCUGAAGCGUUCAAGGUGCUUAACAAGGCAUGGGAAGUGUUGAGUGACCCACAGAAGAAAAAUAUAUUUGACCAAACUGGUACAGAUCCAACAUCGAGGUUUGCUGGUGGUGCCGCUACUGGUGGUGGUGGUGGUGGUGGUGCUGGCGCUUCGCCAUUUGGAGGAAGAACCGGGUUUGCAGGUCCAUCCGGUGCCAUGCCUUUUGAAAAUGAUUUGUUCAAUUUGUUUUUCGGUGGAGGUGGAGGUGGCGGGCCUAGUCCAUUUGCCGCGGGACCAACUUUCACAUUUGGCAAUAACGGGUUUACAUUUCAAUCGUUUGGUGGAGGUCAAGACCCAUUUAUGAGACAUAGGAGGACAGCAAGGAGGACAGCUAGGCCUGCAUCACAAUCGAAUACCCAAACACAAAACGCAAAUCGGGAAUCACAAACACUACUUGAGGGGUUAAAGGGGCUUUUACCAAUUUUGUUAGUUUUACUCGUUCCCAUACUAUCGGCAAUUUUCUCAGACAAUACAGCACCAGAUUACUCAUUUAUCCCCACACGGGAGUACAAAGUUGAGAGGAGAACCCCCAAAUACAAAAUACCAUUUUAUGUAAACGACGGGUUUGCUAAAAAGAAUGAAAAGAAAACGAGGAAACAAUUGAGGAAUUAUGAUUCAAAAGUGGAAAACUUAUUUAUACACGAUAAGAGAGCAAAAUGUGCACGAGAACAAACCCGUAGAGACCAAAUGAUCGAGGAUGCGCAAGGAUGGUUUUACACAGAUAUGGAAAUGAUUAACGAGGCUGAGAAUAUGCCUAUGCCAAAUUGCGAUGUUCUUAGAAGUUUGAAUCUAUUGUAA